AUGCAGGUUGAUCAGACGACAUCUCACGGACGAAGUCCGUGUAGGCACAUAGUUGGGGUCAAAAGUCGUCUUAAUGAUGUACUUAAUGGCCUUACAACAUCUAAAGAACGGCUAAAAGUAUUAAGUCACGUUUGUCACCUAGAAGAGCAGCACUCUACAGGAUUAUCACUUGUCUCGGCCUUAAAAUAUGAGCUUGAUCAGGCGUAUGUUCAUGUCAAUAAAUUCAUUCAAGAGCAAAGAACAAACCGUAGUGAGAUUGAUAUCUUGUUGAAUUGGUUCAAAGAGGAAAGGAUAGAGAAGAGGCUAAGGCGACAAACUGAGAGACUGAACAAGAAACUCGGGAAAGAAUUAGCAGAGACUAGGGAAUCUCUUUCAAGGGCAAUGAAAGAGCUCGAGGGUGAGAAGAGGACAAGAGAGAUAUUGGAGCAAGUAUCCAAUGAGUUGGCCCAAGGCAUUGGAGAAGAUAGGGCUGAAGUGGAGGAACUAAAACAACAGUCAGCAAAAGUUCGUGAAGAGAUGGAUAAGGAGAGGGAAAUGCUUCAACUAGCUGAUGUACUGCGCGAGGAAAGAGUACAAAUGAAGCUUUCGGAAGCCAAGUAUCAGUUCGAGGAGAAAAAUGCUCUUGUUGACAAGUUGAGGAAGGAAUUAGUGGUUCAUCUUGGUUCCAAGGCUAGACCGGAUUCAUCUUCAAGAACCAUCCCAAAUUAG
Messenger RNA from Olea europaea var. sylvestris, 708 nucleotides. RefSeq lists its product as uncharacterized. The transcript is spliced from 3 exons. The coding region runs from base 1 to 708 and encodes 235 amino acids. The record is from RefSeq and is a predicted model, not a curated record. NCBI's taxonomy places the organism in Eukaryota, Viridiplantae, Streptophyta, Magnoliopsida, Lamiales, Oleaceae.